Strongyloides ratti is the source of this 204-nucleotide messenger RNA. RefSeq lists its product as hypothetical. Bases 1 to 204 code for a protein of 67 amino acids. The transcript is spliced from 2 exons. The record is from RefSeq and is a predicted model, not a curated record. NCBI's taxonomy places the organism in Eukaryota, Metazoa, Nematoda, Chromadorea, Rhabditida, Strongyloididae.
AUGAAAUGUCCAAUACUUAUUAAAGUUGGUGAGGCGUUUCUUCGUGUUUUUGUGCAAAGUUGGUCUUGUAGCGAACUCCUGUCAACUUACGUUGGGUUUCCAUUUUAUACUAUUGUACCUAUUUUUUUUUUCCAAAUUGGAUGUUUAAGCCCUUCAACAGCAAGGGUAAUUCAUCAUGAAGUUGAACAUCGCUUAUCCAGCUAA